UUCCAUUGAGAAUGUCUUGAAGAAUGACGAUAGCACAAGACAGGGUUUUGAAAAUCUAAACAUCUCCAACAAAGAAUUUUAUCCUGCCUUCUUCAAGUCGAGCGUGAGCGUGCGGGCGCUUCAAAAGAUAUUUGACAGAGGCAACGAGGACAUUAGAGGCUACUUCUGCAAGCCAGGUGCUCCCCAGGUGCUCUUUGUGGCUGGCGUCCCGGAAGACAGUGAUGAGCACAGUCGCCUGCAGCGUGAUAUUUGCAAACUGCCUGCUGCCGACGGUCGUGCUUUUUCACAACAAGUUUUGAGAAGUCUGAACUGGACCGCUGUGCUUCACGAGGUUUCAUCCGUCAUGAAGGAGAGUGGCCACAACUUCAGCACAGCUGACUGGGUGACUGCUUUUCAAGCUGCUCGGGACGCUCGCAAUGAGUUGUGGGCACUGGCCAGUUUUCAAGAGCUGCUGAAGGGAUUCACUGAGAGGAUCGAUCAACUGUCUGAAAUCUUUACCUUGAGUCGAUCCCGACGCAACGGCACGUUCGCGUGGGUGAUUCAGGUGUCGCUGUGCGGUCGCAACAUGUCCUCUCUCCUGGACACCGAGCAUGGCCCGGCCCAGCGCUUUGAGGAGUUCCGGGAACAGGUCAACAGAAACCUGCAAGAACAGAGUGAUGAGGCUGUAGUCUCAGAAUACGUCUAUGACAACACUACUAGCCCUCGCUGCAAUGCCGUAUUCCGGAGCUUCGAACACAACAGGUUGAUGAGGUUUCUAUGGGGCCAGGUCAAACCUUACGUUCGAGGCAAGAUUCUGUUUGCCCCCAACAAUGCAGCGACCCGGAGAAUCGUUAGCAAGGUAAAUGAAACUUUUGAGCCACUGAACAGACUGAAGAAGUUGGCCCUGCGCUGGACCACGGACAUUGCACCUAAGCUUGUGCAUUGGCUUAGUAACAACUCUGCAAAGCUGGAACAGGUCAAGAAACUGUCCACAUCUGAAGGCCUGGAGGCAUUCUUCAUUGCUGGUGAAAAGACUGGAGCCAAGGCAACUGCAGAGGAAGCUCCCGAGGCUGCUCGAGCUCAGAGUGUGCUCGAGUGGCUUCUGUCCGACUGGGACGGCCGAAUUGAGAGAAUCAACAAGGUGGCGCAAGAAACAUAUCACGUUUUUGAGUGCUUCGAGAUGAACCGGUUCGAAGGCUACCCUUCUGAGGAGGCACUGAUGCCACGCGGUCUGCAACUGAUGCGAGAAAACAAGCUUUGGGCGGCACUGGUGUUUAGUGGAAUGAAGAGCUCCCAGGACAGUGAGGCGCUGCCGCCGUUCAUCCGCUACAAGAUCCGCAUGGACGCCCGCAAAGUGGACUCAACGAAAAAGAUCGAGGACAGAAUUUUUCGACCAGGCCCACGCCGUCGCCCUACCAUUGACCUCAAGUACCUGACUUUUGGCUUUGCCUACCUGCAAGACCUUGUGGAACACUCCAUCAUUGCACUUCAGACGGGAUGGGAGAAGACGACGGGGGUCUACCUGCAGCAGUUUCCGUACCCAUGCUACAUUUUUGAUCAGUUCAUAGUGACGAUAGCGGAGUCAUUCCCAAUGUUCAUGGUACUCUCAUGGGUGUACUCGUUCGCGAUGCUGAUCAAGAGCAUUGUGCGAGAAAAGGAGCUGCGCCUCAAAGAAGUCAUGCGCGUCAUGGGCCUGGGAAGCGGGGUCCUCUGGCUCUCCUGGUUCAUCGACGCGUUCGGCUUCAUGCUCAUCUCUUCACUUCUCCUCACCUGCAUCCUCAAGUUUGGUCAGGUACUGGAUCACUCGGAUCCGGUGGUGAUCUUCGUGUUCCUGGCCUGCUUCGGGGCAUCCAUCGUGUGCAAGGCUUUCCUGGUGGCCGCUCUCUUCUCGCGAGCCAACAUUGCGGCCGCAGCGGGGGGAAUCCUCUUCUUCACCUGCUACCUGCCCUAUCCGUUUGUCAAGCUCUGGAAGGACCGCCUCACUUGAGUGGUUAGUUACUUCCUUCCCGAAGAGCCACGCAAUCUGCCGCUUGGAGUGCUCAUUCGCAAGUUGACCAAGGUGUACGCUGGCGCAGACCGGGCAGCUGUUAACGAGCUGAGCCUCAACUUCUAUGAGGGGCAGAUCACUUCGUUCCUUGGCCACAACGGCGCCGGCAAGACGACCACCAUCUCUAUCCUCACAGGCCUAUAUCCUCCGACACAGGGGACAGCUGAAAUUUAUGGCAGGGACAUCAGAACCGAGAUGGACAUCAUUCGUCUCAGUCUCGGCACCUGUCCCCAGUACAACGUCCUUUUUGACAAUUUGACAGUUGCAGAGCACCUCUGGUUCUACGCUCGGCUCAAAGGCCUCACUGCAGAUGUGGUCGCGUCCGAAGUCGAAUCAUUCGUGCGUGACCUGGCCCUGGUCCACAAGAGGGACGAAUACUCGUGCAACCUCUCAGGUGGCAUGCAGCGCAAGCUCUCUGUUGCGAUCGCAUUUGUUGGUGGCAGCCGCACAGUAAUUCUGGAUGAGCCGACGGCGGGCGUGGACCCUUACGCACGCCGAGCAAUAUGGGAUCUCAUGCUGAAGUACAAGCAAGGUCGCACGGUCAUCAUGACAACGCAUCACAUGGACGAGGCCGACCUGCUGGGUGACCGGAUAGCGGUCAUCAAUGAAGGUCGUCUGCGUUGCUGCGGGUCGUCGCUGUUUCUCAAAACACGAUUCGGCAGCGGCUACUACCUCACCCUAGUACGCCCGUCACGCCGCAGCAAGUCACUCAAGAACAGGCCGCCUCCCAGGGCGCCUUCUCGCAGGGAUGUGGUGAGUCAGACAGAUGGAGCCAGCAGUGAUUCAUCCCAAAAUGCUACACCAUCAUCACUUGUGUCACCAUUAUCGGGAAACUCUCACGACGAAUCUAACGAAGCGUUGGACAAACUAAUAAGGAGGCACAUCCCCAAGGCAGAGCUCGCUACCGACAUGGGCGCUGACUUGUCGUACCGGCUACCGGCGAGCCCAGAAACAUACUCUUCCUUCGUAUUCCUGUGCAAAGAUCUCGAUGCCAACCUGACAGAACUGGGCAUCACCAGUUAUGGGAUUUCGGACACCACGCUCGAGGAGGUUUUCCUACGGGUCACGCAAGGCAGUCCAAACACCAGAAGCCAAGCGAACGGCCAAGGUGAUAUCUACAUCCCUGGCCCCGAAUCUGUGGACGGACCACCGACGACCAGACUCCAGAAGACUCUGGAUGCCUUGCGCAUAUGGUGCUUGUCCCUGAGAACAUCUGCAAAGACUGUCAGACCAGAUCUCGAAGAUGCAGCUGCAAGGCAGCACCUGGCUGCGGAUAUGCCUACCAACGGUAACGCCGACAGUGACCUUCCUGCACCACCCGUUGUCAAGAGGGUAGCUGUUGGUCCUCUGCUUCAUCGGCGUCAGUUGGCGGCCAUGUAUCGCCGCCGCUUCAUGCGAAACACACGUAACUACAAAGGACUCUUCUGCGAGAUUAUCCUGCCCGCUCUGUUCGUGUUGCUGGCCUUGCUAUUCACGCUGCUGAUUCCACCAAUGUCGGAAGAGCCCCCCCUUGAGUUGACGCCGUGGGUGUAUGGUCCGCCAAACUACGUCUUCUACAGUUCUGAAAACACAUCCAGCCCGUUGGCGGGGCAGUACACGAACGCCCUCCUGUCUCGAACCGGCCUUGGUGCCCGCUGUGUGGAAGGGGAACCCCUGAGUGGCUUGGGCUGUGGCGAAACGGGGAACACAAGUGUGCCAGUGUCCGGUGCACCUUACGGCUACGAAUCCUCCGAGGGCGGGGGCACUUGCACUUGUGCCAGUGGAGCGCAGCAGUGCACGCGCAAUGCAGGCGGCCCUACGCCGCCUGCUGUUCGCAGUGCCACCACCGACAUUCUGCUCAACGUGACUGGACGCGACGUCUCGGACUGGAUAAUUAAGACCUGGAAUCCCUACCACAAGACCAGAUUUGGUGGCGUCCAGUUUGGAGUGAGAAAUCACCUGACUUCUCUCAACAUCGCUGCUCUUGAGGAAGCAGUUUCAAAAAUGGAUGCCCCCAGUGGCCUGAACCUUUCGGCAGCACUCCUCGCCCUGCGUCGUGGCGUCGACAGUUCUACAGUACAAGACAAUGUGAAGGUGUGGUUCAACAACAAGGGCUGGGUGUCCUCGGUGGCGUACAUGAAUGCCAUUAACAAUGUGUUGCUGCGGGCGCACCUUCCAUCUCAGGCUGAGGCCAGCUACUACGGCAUGUCGGUCAUCAACCAUCCGAUGAACUUUACUCAAGAUCAGCUUCAGGAUGAACUGCUGAAGCGAGGGGGUCUAAGCCUGCUGCAUGCGACAUGUGUCAUCUUUGCCAUGUCCUUUGUGCCGGCCAGCUUUGUCAUGUUCCUCAUUGAAGACCGCACCUCGGGUUCUCAGCACCUGCAGUUUGUGAGCGGCCUCAAACCGUUCCUCUACUGGAUUGGCAACUACACCUGGGACCUGUGCAACUACAUUGUGCCUGCUGUGUUGUGCAUCUUCAUCUUCAUGGCAUUCAAGGAAGAAGCAUAUGUCUCACAUGACAACAUUGGUGGGCUGGUCCUUCUCCUGUUGCUUUACGGGUGGUCCAGCAUCCCGCUGAUGUACCCAUCGUCAUUCAUCUUCAGCGUGCCUAGCUCUGCAUUUGUCACGCUCGCCUGCUGCAACCUGUUUGUCGGCAUUGUCAGCACAGUCUCCACGUACGUGUUGGAGCUUUUUGAUGACAAGGAGUUGCAGUCUAUAGCGCGUAUCCUUCGCAAGGUGUUCCUGGUGCUGCCGCAGUACUGCCUGGGGAGAGGUCUCAUGGACAUGUUCUCCAACCAUCUCACAGCCGAGGCUUUGGCACGAUUUGGCUUGAAGACCUUCAAGCAUCCAUUGGAGUGGGACUUCUUGGGUCUCAACCUCAUUAGCCUUGCUGUUCAAGGCCUUGUGUACUUCAGCUUCACACUGCUCCUACAGUAUCGCUUCUUUGUGAGAAAAAGGCAGCAGACAGUGCCAUUUGAUCCUAAAGAGCUUGCAGAUCAAGACGUCACUCAAGAGAGGGAACGCGUACUUGCUGGCCAGGCAGAUGAUUCCAUACUCAAAGUGGUCAACCUUACCAAGGUGUACCGAGCCGGCCAGCACCCGGCCGUGAACCACCUUUGCGUCGGUGUGAGGGCAGGCGAGUGCUUUGGAUUGCUCGGAGUGAAUGGCGCCGGGAAGACCACCACUUUCAAGAUGCUCACCGGAAACACAGAAGUGACCGAGGGAAAUGCCUUCAUCUCGAGCUACAGUAUACGCACCCAAAUCGAUCUGGCGCGUCAGAACAUUGGCUACUGUCCACAGUUUGAUGCAUUGGAUCCUUUGCUCACGGGAUGGGAACACUUGGAAUUCUAUGCACGGCUUCGUGGAAUACCUGAGAAGUACGUCCAGAAGGUGGCAGACUGGGGCAUCCGCAAGCUAGGGCUGCACCGUUAUGCCCACCGAUGUGCCGGUACCUACUCUGGGGGCAACAAGCGAAAGCUCAACACUGCCAUAGCCUUAGUCGGAGAUCCUCCGCUGGUGUUCCUGGACGAGCCCACAACAGGCAUGGACCCCAAGGCCCGCCGUUUUCUGUGGGACUGCAUUCUGGACGUUGUUCGUGACGGCCGGUCUGUCAUUCUGACAUCGCACAGUAUGGAAGAGUGUGAAGCAUUGUGCAGUCGGCUUGCAAUCAUGGUAAAUGGGCAGUUUCGCUGCUUGGGGAGCAUACAGCACCUCAAAAAUAAGUAUGGCUCGGGCUACACGGUGACACUGAAAGUGGGUGGAACCUCGUCGGAGCUCUCCCACGUGGCGUCCCUGAUGGAAAACUCAUUCGGCCCCGCGGAUGCCCAGCUAAGGGAGCAACACCUGAACCAGAUGGAGUACCAGAUAUCGCCGAGCGUGCCACUCGCGGUGCUAUUCCAGCGGCUCGAAGCGGCCCGCGAGAGUUCGGCGCUUGACGAUUACUCCGUCACGCAGACAACACUUGAUCAGGUGUUUAUAAACUUCGCCAAGCAGCAAGGCGACGUCAAAGGCGAGCAAGGAGAUGCAGAAAGUGACCUGCCGUCACCGUUGCCGUCGUCGCCAAAGGUCGCUCACCCUCCCAGAAGCCCUGUAGUUGACAAGCUCACACCCGUUGUCAGCAUACGACCUGCAUCUACUGGUCCGCUGUCACGAGGCCAAGAACUCAUCGAGCUUCCAGAAUGGAUCCGAGAGACGGACAUCGUGUGAAGCCACGAUGCAGCACCGAAAGGUGUUUUUCAGCUGUGAUAUCCUCCCAUCAUCGAGCGCACGCGACCGGUGGUGCUUUCCUUAUCCCCCCCAUUUUUGAGCACCGGGAGAAAGCCGAGCGUAUGUCAAUGCAAGUGUGAAGGCACAGGUGUCGUUCCAUCCAACCUCGCAAGGCCGGGCAGGCGACAUGUUUCUUUUAGUUUUAUUCUCCUCGAUUAUUCCGUCGUAGGAGUGACUUCUCUGCGUGAAUCUCCAGUUCCACAUCCUCCUGAUUGUGCCUGGUUACCAGUGAGCCUUUGUGACGGGUGAAGAUUCGAGUGGCAAAGACUUUGUGGCCAGUGAAACUUACUGGAGGAAACUUGGUGUGUGCUGCCUGUCUUCAAUGUGUGGCUGGAAGGAUUUUGUGGUUUUUGUUGCUGGCAUUAGUAGUUGUUUUAGUUGCGUGGGGCGAACAGAAAUGACCUCCCCGAUCUCCUCGCUGUCUUGUUGUUGUUGAGCAAAACUAUGGCAGUGCAACUAUUGCACGCCACUCGGGGUGAAAAAGGUGAAAUGAGUGUGUUCAAGGCAUGUAGCGAUUGUUCAAUUUGUGGAAGGAUGUAGAUAACGAAUGGAAGAAGGGGAACCUUCCCAUUUUUUUUAGGGGCUCGCGUCUUAAUUAAACUCAACCAAAUAAAUUCAGCAGACAAUUAGGCCAAGGAAAGCAUUGUGGACGUUGUAUUCAUUAAGAGAGAAAGUGAAGUGAAUUAAAGUGGACAAAAAAGAAAAAAAAACAUUUGCAUUGAUGGGAUCUGAACCCACAACCUUUGAAUUGUGUGUCCGAUGCUUUGCCGACUUAGUUACGACAGCAGGUGCUUCCUCGACCACCUUGUCAUGCACGCUUAAUCUCAGAGACCGUUAGCCAGGGCCACUCGUAGCCAAGGCGGUGAGUGUGUAACGUAGUGGGCCAGUGCAUGGCGGCAGUUGGUGCUUGCCGCAACAUCAUGACUACAACCACCAUUCCUGCUAGCCAUCUGGCCGUGGCAAGGCUUGUGAAAUACAUAUUUAAGCUAUUUAUUUCAAAAUAAUGACUGUCUACAAAAUAACAGCAAAGGUUCCGAUGUUGUUUUCAUAUUUCGUUGCAUAUAGCAGAUUGGGGAGAUCGUUUCUGCUAGCUCUGUUCAGGUUGUCAUAGCCUGUCAAAAUCUAUUUCUGAAGAGCACUCAAGGGGCUGUACUCUCAAAUAAUUACUUUUUGGUGACAGUGCAGCUUUCUAUGGCAUAGGUUCUCGUGUGUCCAAUGACUGAGGUGACUACAUUCGUGCCUUUCCUCAACUAUUCACUCUGCACGCACCGAAGGUGUCAUUUAGUGAUAUGUCCAAAAGUGAUCGCUUCAGAAUAGCUUCCUUGAUUCUAUCUACGACUCCUUUGAAAGAGUCAUUAGGUAUGCAGUCUUUAAUUCGUGAGCUGCAGUCAUGGCUUGGACACCUGCCAGAUUUUUAUCAUUUUAUUGUUUCUAGAUGGGUUUUAAAAAUUCACUAGCUCAGAUACGGUCUCAAAUACUGAACUGAGCACCCACAUCGACCCAUGAGUGUAUAGACCGUGCUUAUAAAACCAAAUGCCACUCAUUAAAGCAGGUUGGCAGGUCUGUGCGAGUUCUUGGCGCAAGUUCGAGUCUGUGUCUGUUGGCAAUGUAGGCUUUAACCUGUGCACGAUGAUAUGGGCUGUGAUCAUAAGGGCAUGACUCAGACUGAGUUCGACGUUGAGUGAAGGCUUUCCAGAGUUAUGCAGCAGGUCUAGACGGAUGUGAAAGUUUUUUGACUGUUGGUUCGUCGCACUGAUGAUGGUUGUGGUGCGAUCUACUGUUUGAGCAAGAACCUGUCUUGCUUGCAUUUUUUGCUUGUUUUGACAUUGCAAUGAGCUUAGUAUUACUGAUAUGUGGGGUUCAACAUACCAAAAAGAGCUUAGUAUUACUACUGUGAAUACAGUGCGAUGUCUUUAUUUUAUCUGUAGAAUUUAACGCGAGUGCAGAAAACCUACAAAAGUAGUGUCGGCUCCGAUUUGGCUUUUAAAGAGUUCUCAUAACCAGCAUUACUGUCUUUGAAAGAACGUUUGUUUCAUUUGUCUCUGAAUACAUUAUAUUGCUUCACUCCCAUUAUGAAGUGGUGGUUGCAAGUGGUUGCCUAGCACGCUACUUUUAUGGCACACAAUGAAGAACCAUUAUGGCUGGUGAUAAACGAAGUGCAAGACUGCUCGACAGCAGUAAAUCGGUGCAUAUUUAUUUCUAUUCAAAAGCACCUCUUGGCCGAAUUGCAAUUGCAUACUGUUAGAGUCUCGCCUUGGGUACACAGUCAAAGCAAACAGACAGGAUAUCUCUCGUUUGUUGUUUGAGGCUCUUAUUUUUGUCUGUUUCUCCAAAGUACAACUUUAUGGGAAUAGCCUCAUCUUGUGUGCAAAAAUGUAAGUGGUCAGUGAUCCUGCGAUUGCAAGUCAAAAGUGUGCAAAUGCUUUUUUUAAAUUACGAGAACUCUUAUCGACAGGACACGUUGGAUUAUGCGUACAGUUUCUGAUUCAUAUAAAAUGUAUGCGUGCAAAUGCUGCUUUAGUAUUGUAAACCACUCUAACACUCAGUAUCGAGCUGCAAAAAUGUAGUACCACCGCAUUAAGCUUGAGUUGCAAUGCACUGGCGUGUGUUCAAGUGCGAUUGCUUUGCCACACACGAGUGCAUUGUGUGAAAUGUGCAUUGUGAGCUUGGUGUGAUGGUACCCCAUUACAUUUGUUUAUUACCGCCACAGAGUUUUAGGGUGUCACUUUCGAAGAACAUUAAAUUUCUCACGUAUGCGUCAUCUAUUUCAGCUUAAAGAUGCAAAAAUGUUUCUCUUGUCAUGGACUGAUGAAAUGUGCGUUCUUUAAACAUGUAAUGCGCUUUGCAGGUAAAACUGACAUUAGGAUCAGUACUAAUCGAAUUUGGGGGUCUUCGAGGUAUUGUAUUGAAAAGUGAUGCUGAGGUAGCUACACUGCAUGUCAAAAUGGCAUAGAUGUCUGACUAUCUACAUGCUCUUUUAUUGUUAUAGUGAGUUCACAAUUUAUUGUGUUUUGUAAUCUUUUUUUUUCUUUUUGUUGAUUUAUUACAACUUUUGAUUCCAUUAUGCAAGGUCCCUGAGCAGUUGCUCCAAGAGCACUGGCCUUACAUUAGUUGGUAGCAUUCCGUUUAUUUGUGACGUUGUUGUGAAACCCAGUGUUUAUGUAAUGCGUGUAUUUUUAUUUUGUGGCAUUGUUUUGUAGUGGAGAUAAUAUCCUGGGAACUACAAAAAAAGAGACAUUGAAUUCAUUUACCAAAGACAUUUUUUAGCCUUUUGUUCCGCCAUGAUUAUGCUCACAUAAAUUUCCAUGCAAGCGUACUACUGCACCGGGCAUUGUACUAACUUUACAGGUAUGUAAUAUGUGCUAUGUGCAAGUUAGAGAUUGCACUAUGAACCUUGCCCACAUGAACACUAUUGCCAGCUCAGUUGCUUGAAGAAUUCACGUUUUACGGUCUCUUUGUUUUGUUAUUGUGAUUGAGAGCACCAGGUUUGGAAAAAACAUGUAUAAAUCUGAUUUCUUAUUUCUCUUAGAAAUGUUAUCUCUUACUGCAAUAUCAUGGUUCUGUGAGCAUUUGAUGAAACAUAACACUAAAUAAAAAAAACAACAACCUGAGAGUAGAAGCAGUAGCUCGAUCAGAUGGAAAAAAAAAAACUUGCUGUUCUCUAAAGGCAUAUUUAAAACACCUGGCAAAUGUUCAGUUCACUUUAACUCAAUUUCAUUUAUUUCACUUCUGUGUUAGAUUGGGUUGGCAGAACAGUUAAAUAUCUCGUGCUGCUAAAGUCACUGUAGACUUACCAUGUUUGCAAGAUAUGUGCAACUACAAUUUUGAUAUGUAUGUGGUACGUGAUGUUAGGGAUACAUUAUGCCAUAUACCACAUGACCAGAAGCAAUUGUUUGUUCUAAGAACAAACAGAAUGGCAUGUGGAGGAUUUUUAUGCAUAUACGUAAAAUCUUCAACUACAUUGAACUUUUUUGUUGUCUUAUAUCACUUACCCUUUAGUGUAGGCUGAGCUCAGUUUAACUGAACAUGCUUUUGUUUACCGUAUGCUCUUGUCUUUACCUGCAUUAUAAGAGAAAGUGGUGCUGGCCUAUGUAGGUACUAAGUAACUACAAGUACUACAUAUUAGGUGUUAUGACUACCUAAUGUAUGUACCAGCACCAACUACUAGUAAUACCAGCAGGUACUGGUAGUUACACAGGUACUUGGCCUCAUGUACCACUGGAUCCUCCGCAGGAGCCAGAUUUUUUUCUCAAAUAGCGUAGACGUUAUGUUGUCCGUUGGUGACCACUGUACAGAGUUCUUUGAUGGCAUAGUGGCCUGUGGUAAUUGCAGCUUUUCAAAGCUUUUGUAUGCGCAUUAUCAGUGCCAGCCAAGCUCCUGAAUUUCAUUUUACGAUGCAGCCAUACAUUUAUUACUGCCUUAGCACAGAGUAUAGUGAGUAGGUGUGGCUAGCAUGCGCGCCUCUUCUAUUAAACGAGCUCUUUUGUAAAGUGCUUCUUGAGCGAUGUAGGUUGUUAAUUGCUGGAGAAGGCCAAAGGCUUGUUGUACAAAUUAUAACAUAGCAGUAAUGAUGGUGUUAAUCAGUACAUUCGUAAGAAGGAAAGCCAAUUAAUGUAUGUGGAACGAACUAGCAAGUUUCAUCGCAGUGCUGUUCUGCAAGUCUCUGCAGUGGUCUUGUGGUUUGCACUAGGUGGUCUUGUUUCCAUAGUGGCUGUAUUGUUAGUUUUACUGUAUUAAGGACUGCCUGUACGGUGUAUUUGCAUUGUAAAAUUCUAUCAUUGUUUUAUAUAUUAUGCAUCCUGACCACAUGGAUUCAGUACAAGAACGGGGCACUGUUGCAAUAGUUCUUCGCUGUUGUGGGCGGCGAACCAACAAGGAGGUAGCAAAACAAUUUGGAGAUAGUCCAUUUGGCCAAAGCAAUUAUACGAUGUCACUAUCGAAAACUCUACUCUUUCCAUCUCUCUUUUUCUUAAUUUUGGCAAAGAACCACAUUAAUUUGUGAAGAGUAGGCCUGGCCAUGUUGAACUACUGAGAAAACUUUUGAUAACAACAUCAAGCUGUAUAAGUGGAGUUAACAAAAGAAGGUAACAGCUUGUGUAUCUGUAGGCAUCCUCAUUAAAAUUAUCCAUAAGGUUAACGGUUGUCAUAUUUUUGUCAAAUGGACCGUUGAGGCAUUCACAUGCUUUCUGCCUUGGUGAAAUGCAAGUACAAUUAUCUUUACAGUCCUAGCUAAUAUUGUAGCACUUAAAAAGUGUGAGACACAGGACAAGGGAAGUGAUAAAGAGGAGCACUGAACUUGUCUUGUGUCUCACAGAUUUUACGCACUACGUUAUUAGUUAUGUAUUACCAACACGCCCAACUUCAUGCUCUUGUCUUAUAUUUACAGUAUAUUUGACAGCAAUGUGAAUGGAUAUACACGUGUCACCAUUCACUUCUUUUGUCUUUACAAUGCUUUAUUCAAAAGCUGUAGCUAUCACACUUUUUAAAGGUUACACGCAGCAAACUCUCAUGAAAAUUCUAAAUAUUUCCCUGGUCUGGGCAUGGAACCUCGUGUAUGAUUUCCACAAGUAUUAGCAUAUGCAAACAAUAUUUCACAGUUUCACCGACCGCCAGGAAAUGUAGUCGCAGGCUGCUCGGAAGUUCAACAUUUUCUGAGGUUCCACAAUCUUGAAAUACUUCACGCUCACCUUAUUGUAAAGCGCAAGAGAGAGGUGUACUUGGUCUUACCGUGUGUCCAACAACGAUAAUCAUUGUCUGACUUGUUUGCAUUUCUGUUUUCGAAAACUCUGCGCUCGCCAUUUUCCUGCUGGGAGUGCUAUGUGAUGCAGAUAGCGCUUGCACCAUUCGUGAACAUGAAGUACCGGGUUCUUGGUGUAAUGAAAGGAAAGAUAAACGAGAUAGAUUAAAAUUAUUGACUUGUGACGAAAAUAUACCCCAAGCAUAUGCCCUUUUUAUAGAAUGUAUUUGGUAGAUCAGUAAGACCUGUUAUUAUUAUUAUUAUUAUUAUUAUUUUUGUUGACAAAUCUGUAUACUGAAUCUGAAAAAGAUAUCGAGUCUAGUACAUCUUAGUUGAAAGCUAUUUUUGCAGUACACUCAUUCAUUUCAGAAUUAGCCGCGUCACAUAUGCGUAGAGGGAACGAGUUGAUCAUAGUAUGAUAGAUUUGUACUGCAUUUCAAAGCAUAGCUCUCUUGUUUGAGUGAAAGCCACAAUGAACAAAUACUACAACCAUUUUCAGUUUCACUGUAUAAGAGAUCCCCGAGAGUUUUAUUUUUUUAGAGUGCUGACAAUGUGCUGUACAGUUUUGCCCCUCUUGUGUGGGCAAGAGUUGUCGUAUGAUUGUUUUUGUUGUUGCAUUUUGUAGUGAUCUCUGCGCAGGGCCCAGACGUGUGAGCAUAGGUUAGAUGUUAUUUAAGAGACCUCGGAGCCUUAGACCUGUUGUACAUAUGUGCAAUAGCUUUUGACAAAGUACGCAUUUUGGAAAUGCAACGGUUUUGUAUAUUUCACGUAAAAUUGGCAGUUUUGCUAGGCAAGAUCUGUCUGCAGCAAUACAACACACACAUAUGACUGGUACUUGAAAUUGUUAAUAUUUACUUUAAUUGAUGGUGAACAGUUGUAUGCAUCAUUUCAAGUGGUAAAUGCUCCAAGGCUUCAUCGUCAAAAAAAAAAAUGAAUGUAUGUUUUCAGAGAGGCUGAGUAUACCAACUUGUGACAAUUGUGCAUUUUAUUGUUGUUUUAGGUGUGAUCAUUCAUCCCACAUCGAAGCUUGUUGCUCCUGUUCAGUGUUAACAUGUAUAGCUUAUUAUUAUUAUUAUUUUUGUGCUGUGAUAAACAUGCAUUUGCUUCUGACAUUCGAAGGUGCACUUUCUGUGUUUCGGCAGUCAUUUCACUGCGCAGAAAGCAUCGCAGCAUCCUGUUGUCAUAGCAUUCAUCUUGUAAAAGCAGGUCAACAGUGGUACACUUUUUUCUUCUUAGAAUUGAUUUGUGUUGCUCUUGCUACAUACGCAAACUACUCGGUUCUUGCUGGUGCAUUUUGUCAUGAAAUGUUUUACUGUGUGUGUACCACACAUCUUAAUCUCCAAAUAUGAACACACCUCGUUUAUGCAGUUGUUCUGGUUAUCCUGUGAUUUGUUCUGUUGCAACUUGGUGGAAGUAAAAAUACUGUUCUUUCUCCAGUA
This is a messenger RNA of Rhipicephalus microplus (southern cattle tick), 13447 nucleotides long. RefSeq names its product phospholipid-transporting ATPase ABCA1-like. Lineage: Eukaryota; Metazoa; Arthropoda; Arachnida; Ixodida; Ixodidae. The record is from RefSeq and is a predicted model, not a curated record. Gene Ontology annotation, molecular function: lipid carrier activity; ATP hydrolysis activity; ABC-type transporter activity. Gene Ontology annotation, cellular component: membrane; intracellular membrane-bounded organelle. Gene Ontology annotation, biological process: transmembrane transport; lipid transport.